Molecule: messenger RNA, 4618 nt
Organism: Linum trigynum
Lineage: Eukaryota; Viridiplantae; Streptophyta; Magnoliopsida; Malpighiales; Linaceae
Source: the annotation of a GenBank genome assembly
GUAGUGUUGUAGUUGUAGGGGCUAAGAUCAGGUGACUAAGGGGGUCUCUUAGUCAGAUGACUAAGUCAAUCUCCACCCUUGCACCUCAUUAAAAUCCAAUGGCCCAUAUUAAUCCAAUUUAAUAAAGGACAAUAUAGUAAUUGCAUGAUUGUUUAAUUUAUAUAAUAAACAAAGUAAAAUAAAUUUCGCCGUUGUUCCGACUUCAACGGUUGCCCCGGCCGGAAAAAUUUCCCGGCGACUCCUCUAGGCGGCAACUCUGACGGUGGCGUCUCUGUCCAUUUAUAGUCUCCUCUGUCCAUUAUUAAUGUUGCAUUUAUUUUUGGCAUUGUCCCAGAGAGAGAAUGAAUGUUGCUGCACAUUUAUUUUGGGCAUUGUCCGAGAGAGAGAGUUUGUACUGUUAGUAUGCUUUGUAUUGUUUGUCGGUUUAUUUUGUAAUGUUUGUACGCUUUGUUAUUUUGUAAUGUUUGUCGGUUUUUUUGUAAUGUUUGUACGCUUUGUUAUUUUGUAAUGUUUGUCGGUUUUUUUUGUAAUGUUUGUAAACUUUGUUAUUUUUGUGUAUCGUGUUUAUCAUUUUUGUCAACCAUGUUUGUAAUGUUUUUUAUGUCUAAAAAACACCCGAGUUGACUUUGGAAAGGAGCCCCUCUAUAUAGGGAUGGAGCCUCCAAAGUCAACCCGGGUGUUUUUUCAGUUCGUAUGGAUUGUCGGUAUAGUUUGUCAUUUUUGUCCACCAUGUUCGUACUGUUUGUAUGUCUAAAAAAACCCGGGUUGACUUUGGGAAGGAGCCCCUCUAUAUAGGGAUGGAGUCUCCAAAGUCAACCCAGGUGUUUUUUCAGUUCGUAUGGAUUGUCGGUAUAGUUUGUCAUUUUUGUCCACCAUGUUCGUACUGUUUGUAUGUCUAAAAAACACUCGGGUUGACUUUGGGAAGGAGCCCCUCUAUAUAGGGAUGGAGCCUCCAAAGUCAACCCGAGUGUUUUUCUUUUUGUAUGGUUUGUAUUGUUUGUCGGUCUAGUUUGUAUUGUUUGUACAGUUGAUACGUUUGUAAUGUUUGUAAAUUUGUUUGUAUGUUUUGUCGCUCUAGUUUGUACUGUUCGUAUGUUUGUAUGGUUUGUACUGAUUCUAAGUCCGGUUUCUAUACUUCGUAAUUUUCCAUAUUACCCAAACUACCUCUGUCAUUAAUUAAAUACCCCUUCCCACUUUUUAACCAUCAGAUAAUUUGUUCAGAUCUAAGGACUGGGAGAGGCUUAAUCAAGUGACUAAGCACCCCUUAGUCACCAGAUCAGCUCUCGUAGUUGUAGCGUGAGUCGUGAGAGCACCGGCCACCGAGUAAUCCAAUUUCUUCAGCCGUUUGAAUUUUUCAGUUUUCAAUCCCCGCCCUUCUCCUCCCGCCGACUGUACACAAACACAGGUUCUACCUCCAUGCCGGUCUCCGGUACCUGUAUUUCUAGGGUUUCGGAUCCCUCUUCUCACCUGUAACUUUUAGCUCCUGUCUUUCUCCUGGAGGAGCCAGAGGAUAAGUGAGGGCGCCUUCUGAGUUCCUCGUCUCUUUCUCUCACCUCUCGCUACUGAAAAUCAGCGUGAUCGCCUCCUUCCCAAUCUGGCCACAUCUGUCGCUGGUAGAAAUUGAAAUUGCUGCGUUGUUUGACUUGGAAACGAAUUUAGCAAAACUGAUGGAGGCUCUGUAUAAGAAGCUUUAUGAUAAGUUCGUCUCGUUAAAGAAGGAAAAAGCAUCCCCUUUGGAUGAAAUCAACCAAGACCAGGAAGUGAAGUUCUUGAAUUUUGUUUCCGCUGCGGAGGAUCUCAUACAACACUUGAAAGAUGAUAACUGCCAGUUGCGUGCUGAAGUUAGAGAGUUGAAAUUUGAAGUUACCUCAAUCAGGUCCAAGCAGGAUGAGGAACGUGCGGUGCACCAGAAAUUGCUUCUCGAAGAGAGUGAAAAGAGGAAAAUGCUUUCUGAUGAAGUUGAGAGGCUUCAGAAACAGCUCAAUGAAUCUAGUAAUUUAGUAGAUGAGGUAACCAUACAACUUAAUAAUUCACUGAGGAGAAAUGCUGGAAAAUCUAAUUCAGGGAUAAGCGAUGCGAUGGAUCAGUGUACUCCUACUCCUGGUCCAAGCAACCAGCUGCUUGAGUCUGAUGGCCUGAACAAUAGUGAUCAAAUCACGACACAUGAGGUCUCUAAUGGCUCAAUGAGAAUAAUGACCCGAAAGCGCAGCCGAGAAGCCAAGAAGCAUAUGGAAGCAGGUAUAGCUAUGCAUGGUUCUGAUGGUCAAUCUUCUAAGAGGCGAAGAAAAGAAAAAUCAGCAAGCAAUUCAUCCAAGGUUGCAAGUGGACUUUCCAGUGUUCAGUUGCCAACAUGCUGUAUAACAUCUUUGGAUAAAUCAGGCACUGGUGCGUGCAAUGAUGGGGAUCCUACUAACUGCCGAUUUCAAGCUCUUAUGGAAUACUUGAUUGGCAUGAAACUAUCUGCCGUCCAUCAAACUGAAGGAGUAUGCAUUUCAGCUUUACAUCAAACAAGUGGUUACUCAUUCAGUCUAACAUGGGUAAAGAAUUCAACUGGACGAGAACUGGAGCUUCUAUAUCGAGCAUCAACAUUAGGCACUUUUGAGAGGGUUGCACCAGAGUGGAUGAGGUCAAUGAUAACAUUUAGUAUUAGCAUGUGUCCGAUUUUCUUCGCGAGGGUAUCGCGGGUAAUCAAGCUGCAUCAUCAUUGAUAUUACACUCGCCCCCCCUCUUUUUAUGCCUGGGUUUAUUUCACCUGUAUGGAAUCGUUUGUAUGCCUCCCUAUUGUAGAUAUCAGCCAGUAGAUUGCUCUUCUCCUUUUGCUUCCCUUGCCUUCAUCACUUAUGGUUUUGUAAUUCCGUGGGACAGCAUGCAUGCCUGCAUGGCAAGUGAUAGUGAAGGUUAAGAAAUACAGUUUCUGUCCAAGGGUGUUCUGGAUUCAGAUUUUCUUAUGAAAUGUCUUGUUGGUUUGCAUCAACCAAAAUGUGAUGCUGCUUUUUAUGUCUUUGGACUGGUUCAACUAUGAGACAAUUACAGCAGGGAAAAAUCUGGCCCAGUAAACUAGCUUUGUCCUUGACCUGUUGGUUGGGUGAGUGUCGCAUUUUAUCUUACCUAUCAAGUAAUUCGUAGUCGUGCUUAAGCUAUUUUAAGUAAUUUAUGUUUACACAAUUCAUUUUAAGAACUUCUUUGUGGUCUCUCGAUAUAGGAUUAUGAAUUGUAAUUAAGUAGCUGUUUAUUUCUCAAUGAAGUUGUAGACAUUCAAUCAAUAAUUUUGUCUUUAAUUUAAACAAUGCAUAAUUCUAGGUUAGACAUUCAAUUUUUAAUUGAUGAAUAUUGGCUUGUGGUCUCGUGGCUAAGGCUAUCAUUUACUCAUAUGCAAAUUUUCAGGGUUAAUUGCAUGGUUGGUCACCGAGAUUACUAAAGCGUUCAUGUUUGGUCAGUGGAAAUAUUUAAUUCCGUUAGUGGUCAUUAAUUUUGGUGAAAAUGUUCAUGUUUGGUCACUCUCCGUUAGUCGCCGUCCAUCUCCGUUAAUGAACUCCGUUAUGUGCUGAUGUGGCGGACAAAAUUGUCUAAUCACCCCUAUUUAACUCGAAAAUACUCAGACUCGACCCACCACAUCACCCAUACCCACCAUGUCAGCAUGACUAGCCUAAUCCUUUAACCAGACCCGAUCCAUGAAUCGACCCACUCAAAUUAAAUCCCUAAAAUUUUAUCCCCUUCUUCGAUCCACAAAUCCACUUAUCCCCUUGGUUCGACUUCUCCAGAUCUUGUUUCCACCCUGAGCGAGUCGAGGAGGACGGUUUUGACGGUGGGAGGAAUUUUCUUCGUGACGGCGGAUGUCACGAACCCGAUUCUAGGUUUGGAGAGUUGGACCUGGUGGAGGAUUUCGCGCUCCGAGCCUGCGGUAUGUAGAGAUGCGACGGAGCAACUAUCAAGUCCAUUCGACACUAAACUGUCUACCACCUCUACUGGGCACGACGAUGCGACGAGGAGUGUAAUGGAAGGAAGCAAUUUAAUCUUUUAAUAAACCCUCGUGGGUUCUAUUUUUACUCCCUUCCUUGCAGACGUGUUUGGAUGAUCUUAACUCUGUAAUGAUGUUGAUGAUGAGUUCCAGUAAUUCUAGAUAAUCUUUGACAACUAACUAUCUUUCAUGGGUCUGUUUCUAUCUGAGUUCGGAGGAGGAGAUGCGGCAGCCAUUGUCGCCGUCGACGGAAGCUGAGGCUUUCGGUGGCGGAGGGAAGGAAUUGAUGAGAGAGAAUACGUAAUCAGUGAUGGAGAGCGGUGCGGUUGCUGGUGGAAGUGGCGUCGGAGAUCAGAGGUUGUGAUAGAUCUUGGUUUAUGGACAGAAUCCGCUCCUCGAAUCGAUUGGUGACGCGACGUUAGGGUUUCGCGACAUCUGAGAAGGCAUUGUGGAAAUGGAGGGGAUAAGUAGAUAUGUGGAUCGGAGAGGAUAAGUGGAUCUAUUUUAGAUUUUACGGAUUUAAUUUGAGUGGGUCGGUUUAUGGGUCGGGUGUGGUUAAAGGGUUUGGCUGGUCAGGAUGACACGGUGGGUAUGGGUGACGUACUGACGUGGCGGGUCAGGUCUGAGUAUUUUCGAGUUAAAUAAGGCUGAUUAGACAAU